Molecule: messenger RNA, 1589 nt
Organism: Notolabrus celidotus (New Zealand spotty)
Lineage: Eukaryota; Metazoa; Chordata; Actinopteri; Labriformes; Labridae
Product: stabilizer of axonemal microtubules 1-like
Exons: 4
Coding region: 508-1458 (316 amino acids)
Source: RefSeq, a predicted model, not a curated record
AUGGACUCCUGAGACCAUGUCACGUUGCAGAAUGCACAACCCGGCUGCACUUUGCUUAUUCAGCACGUCAAAAAAAAAAAAACACAGUAAAAGAUACUUAAUCGGGCACACGUUGAGGCAACACAUAGAGCAGGACUUCCUUGUAUGUUUUUCAAAAGUCACUACUUUGCCACAUUAACACAGAAACUAUGGAAGCGCCCAAAAACGCGCAUCAUCACGAGCAGCGUCCUCGCCCUGACAACCGGCCCGCAUCACUGAGUAAUCCACUGGUGUUUAUUUUUAGAAGCUCUCGGCCGCUGCGUGCUGCUCGCGUUCAACACACCCAAUGUUCCUCCUUCCUUCGGUCAAUAAUUCAUAUGCCGUAGGCCUGUAGCGGAGAGUCAGAGAGCCGGCUGCCACAGUUUCCAGCCACGGGACGCCGAGGAGCGCAUCGGCGGACCAGCGGUGCAGUCCAAAACUUUGAGGGAGCAAAACACUCAGCAGCAAGGUGCAUCCGUGAGAAAGCACAUGGCCUCUCAGAGAGCCAUGACUCAGGCCCUAAUGAGGACAGAGUACAUGGACAAGUUUAUCCCUCCACACUGCAACAAGACAUUAGUCACAAGUACAUCAUACAAACACCCCUACCAUCCACUGAGGGCGACGUGUACAGAUGUGUCUACCUUGAGGACUUUCUAUUUGGCUAAAAAACGGGUGAAAAAUGCACCAAAACCGCCACAGCCAUCGAUGCUACCCAAAGCCCAGCAGAGAACCAAGGCUGCCCCACACAAUCCUUCCCGUUGGGGGAGAAGUGAAACCCGGGUAGAGGACUACAAAUCUGUGUACCAAAAUGAUUUCAGAGUGUGGGAAAUGAACAAACGUCAGCCCUUCAGACUCAGUGACAGCCUGAAAGUCAACCAAGGACUAUCUGUCACACGCAGAGCUUCCAAAGGAGGCCUCUUUGAGAAAAGUACAGUUUGUGUUCCAGUUGACUCCAAGCCAGACCCAAAGAUCAAAGAGACACAGCCGAUUGAGAGCAGUACCAGCUAUAGGUCUGAUUACGUAGUCCACCCAGUGCAGCCGAAGACACGCAGAGAGAAACCUGUGAAACAAAGCAACAAAGGCCUACUAUCAGAGCCAAAGGCGGUCUGGGAUGUAAACCAGGAACUUUUUGACAACAGCGGUGAAUUGAACGAGCAGUUCAAGUCCUGGUCCAUUGAAACGAAGUUCCAAGGCAAAGCCAAAGAAUCUACUCUAGCACAAGACCACGAGAAGUUCCUGUCCACGACACACGCCGACUUCCCAGGACAUCAGUGGUUCCAACGCACCAAACCAAUCCUGCCUUCUGUGCAAAACUAUGAGAACAGCAAGGAUCCCUUUCAUGCAACAACAACCAUGAAGGAGGAUUUCAAAGCUUGGAGCGUACCGAGACGCUUCCCAAUCGUCCACAAACAGAAGUUGAAUGAACACCUUCUCAGCUAGCACACGUGAGCCUGCUGAAAGCUGCAAAAUAGACAGAGACGACAAACUCCUGCUGAGGAUGGACUAAUUUCUGGCUUUCAAUGAAUCUCCAACGGAAAUAAAAACUUAAGGUUCCCUUAAGCACAUGCUGA